AUGUCAGCCAUUAAUGGAUCAUCAGGAUUUGGAGUAGCAAGUAAUAACUGCACAGAUACUAGCAAGCCAGCCAAGCUUAUUGUUGGUCGCCAGGAACCUUUGGAGGUACGUAUGAAUGCCUCAUGCUUGGCAAUAGUGGAACGCCCACCGAACACGGAACUCGGCAAUUUCUUUGACAGCCUCCAAGAAGUACAGUUAUUUGAUUAUAAGAAUUUCACAAUGUCUAGUUCAGCAAUAGAAGACCAUGGGAGCCGAAGUGGAUCAUCUGCAUCAACAUUUUCAUCUUCUCUUCCUGGAGAUGAAAAUCUAAAUGGGCGAUUGGUGGAUUUUUCAUCACGCCAGUGUUCUGUUGUGCGAACUGCUCCUGCACGUAAAGCAAAACGCAUUCGUUUUUAUCGCAAUGGUGACAAGUUUUAUAAGGGUGUGAUGAUUGCUGUAACGCCAGAAAGAUACCGUUCUUUUGAUAGUUUAGUAGCAGAUCUAACGCGGGCGUUAGUGGAUAAUGUAACUCUUCCCAGUGGUGUGCGUACUCUUUUUACAAUGGAUGGUCGCAAAGUAUGUUGCCUUGAAGAUUUAGAAGAUGGUAAAUGUUACGUGUGUUCUGGGUUGGGUGAAUCAUUUAAAAGGGUGGAUUAUGCAUCUACUCAGGUAUCAACUAAAUUAAAACACAGGAAGUCUGUUUCAUCAAUUCAAUCUCCUGAAUCCCCUCGUACUCCCCCUAUGAGAAGCUGUCAUCCUGAUUUUGUUAGACCUCGCUUAAUAACUAUUAUAAGAAAUGGAACUAAACCUCGCCGAGUGCUGAGAUUGCUUAUUAAUAAAAGAAAUGCACCUUCAUUUGAUCAUGCCUUAUCCAGUAUAACUGAGGCAAUAAAACUGGAUUCAGGAGCAGUGCGGAAAGUAUUCACAAAAGAUGGAUCUCAGGUAAUACAACUUCAAGACUUUUUUGGAAGUGCAGAUGUUUUCUUUGCAUACGGUACUGAAAGACAUAGCCGUGAAGAUUUUGAACUGGACCCUGAAGAAGCUAAAGCUAUUCAAGCUAUUAGCAAAAGUCCAGGGGGUCGAAGAUCUGGGGAUGCAUCUAGAAGUAAUCCAGAUGGUUCUCGGAUACCUACAAGCAUGCCUAAAAUGCCUGUCAAAACUAAAGUUUCAAAAGUAGAUCAACAGCUUGAAGCCCAAGAUAUAUUCUCUGCGGUUCCUUCAUCCCUUAGACUUAGAUAUCAAAUAGGCUCCAUCAUAGGUGAUGGUAAUUUUGCUGUUGUGAGGCAUUGUAUAGAUCGAACAACAGGUGUGGAAUAUGCUUUGAAAAUUAUUGACAAAUCUAAAUGUAGAGGGAAAGAACACAUGAUUGAAAGUGAAGUAGCUAUUUUAAGGAGAGUACGCCAUCCAAAUAUAAUCAGACUAAUAGAAGAACAUGAUUCACAUUUAGAAUUGUACCUGGUGAUGGAACUAGUGAAAGGUGGCGAUUUAUUUGACGCUAUUGCAGCAGCAACAAAAUUUUCAGAAAAGGAAGCUAGUGUAAUGCUUCGAAACUUAGCAUCUGCUCUUUUUUAUCUUCAUAGUCUCCAGAUUGUCCAUAGAGACAUUAAACCAGAAAAUUUAUUGGUUGAAGUGGAUGCACAGGGUACCAAAGUAUUGAAAUUAGCUGAUUUUGGGCUGGCCCAGAAAGUUACUGAGCUCUUAUAUACAGUGUGUGGUACUCCAACAUAUGUUGCUCCAGAAAUCCUAGCAGAAGCAGGGUAUGGCCUAAAAAUUGAUGUGUGGGCUGCUGGAGUUAUUUUAUACAUACUUCUUUGUGGAUUUCCACCUUUUGUUAGUGCCACUAGUGACCAAGAAGAACUAUUUGAUCGCAUUCUUAGUGGACAUUACGAAUUUAGUUCUCCCUAUUGGGACAACAUAUCACAUUCAGCUAAAGAUCUGAUUACUCACAUGUUGCAAGUACAACCAGAACUGAGGUUUUCAGCUGAAGACGUCCUGGAUCAUCUCUGGCUGGCAGAGGCAGGUGGUGCUGAACAGUUGAAAGUGCAUCGUACUACUGAUUUGCAGUUUUCAACUCAACAGACAAGCCGCAAGUCACCAGAUGUUGUGGCCCUUAGUGCAGUUAGUAGGUAAUGUGAAAUAAAUUACAUCUAGAAUGUGAAAGAUCAUUAAUGACUUGUUAGGUAGUAGUCAUCAGGGUCUUAUUCCAUUCCAUUCCCUGUGAUGAAGUGUUAUUCCUCUGUUCCAUGAAGAACUCAAAAAUGGAGGAUAUUUUUUAUGCUUUUCAUGAAUGUAGAGCUAUGUGAUGCAUACUCAGUUGUUUUGAUUUCAGCUGCUUGCAUUCACCUCUGUUUGGUUUUGACUGACCUUUAUAGUCGGUCCUUAUAUUAGUAAUGUGCUCCAGUAGAUAAUAUUUGUUUAAAUGUGAGUUUAGUUGAAAAACACACUUCAAAUUACUGCAGCACUAUUGGUUUUAAUUUAUGAUGCACAUUUUGCUUGUUUAUUUUUGUAUUCCAAAGAUAAAACUUAUUAAUCAGUCAGUAAAGUAUAUUAUGUAAUAAUGAAUGAAAAAUUGUCCUUAAAGGAGCCAAAGUUAGAACCAAAGCAUCAAAGCAAGCAGUGUUAUUUAUUUUUCAGAUACAUCCUUAUUAUAUUCAUUAAAGAGCCUUAUGAUCAUUGGCUAUUCUGUAUUGUUAUUUUGUAUAAUAUUGUAUAACUAAUAUAAUAAUUAUGAAUGUUCUACAAUAAGAAGCUGAACAAUUAAACAUCAUCAUUUGGUGCUGCUUGUCUUAAAAGUUGAAUGUUAUUACUGAGAAAUAUUAUUUGUCCACAUGCUAUUUGCUCAAGUUUGUUGCACAUUUACUAGCAGAUUUUGUUUGACAUCACUGUUAGAUUUCAGUUUCGAUGUAAUAUGUAAUGAAUAUGAUUGAUUGUGUUUAUGUUAAACUUUAAGUUUACCCUUUCCUGUGCUCUCUCAUGGUUUUCUGCUGCUAAUAUUUGUUGAGCUUUGUAGCUGGCAAGAAACAUUUGAUUUUGAAAGUGGCAGUAAAACCAAACUGUACAGAAAAAUGAAGUUGGGAAGAAUUCUGUUUUAUAUUUCUGCAGGUAUAGAAACAAGGCAUUUUGUGUGUGUUUGUUGACAGUUCUUUUUAUUUGUUUGCUUUCUGCUCGACAUUUAUUUUGUAACUUGACACCUGUGUCCUGAUAAAGUUGUUUAAUUAUCUAUUAAAGUAGAAUAGGGAAAGUAAUGCUGCAGGAAUAUGAAAUUGGUAUUUAAGUUUAUUUUCUUUCUUUUAUAGUUUGUAUAUAUCUCCAUAUAGAUUUUUGCCAAAUUAUAUGCAUGUUAUAAUUUUUAUUACAUACCCUCUUACUUAGAGAAACAAUAUUUAGUAUUUAUCCAGAGAUGCAUUGCAAUAUUAGAAAACAUUGACAGAUACUGUUUAGUUUUGUAAUUGUCUUUCAGUUGUCUUUGACUUCAGUGGACUGCAUUCCUUGAGUUACAGAAGAUAUAUACCUCCUAUCCAUCGUUUAUAUGAAGUAUCUCUAUCAUUGAAGUUAUUUGUUCAAGAGUCAAAAGACUUUUUAUUUUAGUCGCAAGUUUCAGUACAAAUGUGUGUGACUUGUGUUCUCUGUACAUUCAGACCUUAUUGAAUGGUUUUAAAAUGUAGUCUUUGUAUUGCUGGUAACCAGGAACUUUAUUUCCCCUUUGGAUUACAUUUGUGCACCAUUCACCAAUUACCAUGACACAACAUUGUGCUUCUUUCAUUAUUCUUUUAUGAAAGUUACAUGUUUUCAUUGUUUCAGAAGUAAAUACAGAAAUAACAUGGUUUCAAGUUCUAAUAAUUACUUUAGAUCCAUUUGUUGGUAUUUAAAACUAAUGUGUUGCUUUGAGUAACAAGUUUUAAUUGAAAUUACCUCCAAGCAUUUAAUAUUGCAUUUGGUCAUCUAUUAUUUGUUUCAAUUAAGACUGAUAUACUAACAAUUUUAUUUUAAAUUAUUAUGUAUUCUCCAAUUUGUCGGAAUAAUUUAUUAUGUUCAUUACAAGUUGUGUUUUGGAAGCUUAUUUUCAAGAUUAUGGACUGAUUGAAGUUCUGAGACAAAAUUCAUAGGUGAGUUUUAUUGUAAAAUUUACAUUGGAAUAUUGUCUCAGUUUAGAAAAUAGCACAGUGCUGAAUAUUCAAGGAACUUGACUUGGUAACAGUAUUGCUCUAUGCAUUUAAAGCAAGUAUUCAUAUUUUGAUAUUUCAUUAUUUGUAUGUUAACGACUAGACAAAAAAUUUAUUGAAGGCCUCAGUUUUUUCAGCUGCUUGUACUGUGUGCAAACAGAUGGUUGAAGAAAUGUUGCACAAAUUAAAAAUUAAUACAACAGAAUGCAUUGUUGUGUUCAUACUCUAUAUUUCAUACAGAUCUUUCAUACUUUUUUUGCCUGCCAUCCUGAAAGUGACAGUAGAUUUGAUCAUCAGAAUAGCCAUUGGAAUAAAACUUCAAGCCAUGUGAAUACAAAACAUAUUUGUAAAUGAUACUGACAAUACCUUGUAGUACAACAUUUAUGAGCUUACACAUUAGUUAACAAGUUCCAUUCUUCAAAACAUGGAUACAUACCCGAGACACAACACCACUAAGUGAUAAAGUGAUUAUCUUGUCUUGUGAGCUUGAGUGGUUUUUGCAGCACUUCAGAAGGAUACUGCAUUUUCAUUGUAUGUAUUUGUAAUUUAAUAAAUUAAGCAUUAAUACAGUUCAGUAUUAAUUAAUAGUCUUAGAUUUAAAAUUAAAGACAACAGUGAUACUGAUAAUGUAAAAUGAAUAUAGUCUCAGUGACACAAAAUGCAUAUAAAAGGACUGAUAAUUCUAUUAUUGCUUUUUUUUAAACUUUUUUUAUUCUUUGAAACAGACACAUUUAACAGUAGUGAGUCAAGUAUGUUAUUGUUGUGUCAAUACAAGUCUCUGUGAAAUAGGGAUUCCAGGUAUAGAAGUAUGCAUACAUAUGAUCCACGUUACCGUGUGAUUAAUGAACUACUAAUAUUCCUAUGCAUUCACAUGCAUUUAUGACUGAGUAAUAAUAUCUUUUUGUUUUCAUUGCUGGGCUAUAUGGUUCCUGUCAUGGAUUGAAAGAUUUUUUUUUUUCCAAUUACAGAUAGUAUAAAAGAUGCACAGCUCUGGUAGUAGAAAAUUAUAAUUUUGUCUAAUUUCUUCAGUUCACAAGCCUAGAUUUCAUGGGGAUUAUAAUUAUCAAACUUCAUUUUAACAAGGAUCUCUGUUAAUUGUAAAAGGAAGUACUAAUUAAUAAUUAUCAAAGAUGUUAUUCAUAAGUUCAAAGGGUACAAAACUGUGUUCUCAUCAUGAUGAUUCAUAUCUGCACUUUUAAUAAAAAUACUAGUUCUACAAGAUAUAAAUACAUAUGUUGCUCUAAAUCAAAUUAGGUAUGGAACAGAAUUUCAAAUUUUUUCCAGUAGUAAAUUGAAGGCUUUAUUUUUGUUUUGUGUAGGUACGUUUUUUAUUAAUUUAUACAAUGAACAAUUUUUUAUUGUUUAAAAAUUCUUCCAGCAGUUAUACAUAAUUUCACCCUACAGUGAUAUAUCAAACAUUCUUGAUGUAAUCAUAAAUAGGAACAGAGAUCAAAUCUUUUGUAUUUAUUGACAUAUAUCAGAAACUGACAUUUAUCAGAACCAACUUCUGUAUGGGAAGUUGUAGGCCAUUAAAAUAAACAAAGGACCUAUAUGAAUAGAAAUUAGAAAGUUUCUUUCAUUCAAAUAUCCUAGUGAAACUUGUUUUUGUAGAAAUAAUUUUCAAAGCUGUGCUCUUUGUGUUCAUGUAACUACAAUGUUGUCAUAUAAAAAAUACUAUUAUAAUUAAUACCAAUGCAGUUUAUUCUAUGAUAGAAAAUUACAAAACAUAAAGUUAAUCUUACACAACGAUUUUUAUACAUAUUUGCUCAAAUAUUUGCAGAAUAAUUGUUUGCUUUUCUUAAUGCUAAUGAAUUUGGGAUGAACGCCAAUUUAGAUAUAUGUAGAUACCAAAAAUUUGUAAUACUAUGAAAAUAUGUUUUUAUUUAUUGUAUUUUAUCAAAAGAUUAAUUGCACUUUGUUAAAAUGCAAAGCUUACUAAAGCAAAUACUCUGUCAAACCUUCACUCCUUCUUUUCAGGUGAUUUGUGUAUACAAAAAAUAAUUGUUGAACUAUGUGUAGCAUAUUAUGAAGUUAAAAACUUCCCAGAGAAUUGUAAAUGAGAUUAAUUACAGUAAACUUAUUUUAUUUUCUGUCCUUAUAUCCAUAAAAUACCACUUGUGCAUUUUAUGUUUUUCAUUUGGAUUGCUUUAAAAAAUAUUAAUGUAAUUGAUUAAUUCCGAAAUUUUGUGUUGCAGAAUUAUUUUAUUACUUUCUGAGGACAGUAUUAGACUAAUCAUUGACAUGCAAAAGAAUAAAGAGAUUUCUCUCAGAAAUUGCUUGGCAGGACUUGAUGUAUCCUAGAAAUUCAAUAUUUUUUCAAAAGUAGUGAAUAGUUAUUUGUAGUGUAAAUAUUGUAUAUAGACACUUUCAUUUUGAGUGAGCUCUGCCAUUGCUCUGAAAUAUUUUGAUCAACAGGCAUGUCCUUUUCUAGUAUAAAUAUGUUGGCAAUAGUUACCUUAUAGUAGAUUGGAACAUAUUUUUAUGAACAGAAAAAUGUAGAUGAUAUACAUUUAAAAGUGCAAUUUCACAAAAAGUCUAUGUUAGUUUUGAGAACUCCAUCCAUUAUAUUGAGCAGUCAGACAAUUGUUUGCUUGCUGCCAUUGUUCCUCAUGUGUCCAUGUGUGCUUGAAAGUUUUGGUUUAGCAUAAAUUUAAAUUAUUUUUCAAAAAGUGCAAUAAAAUAUUAAAAUGUACUUUAGAGCAUGAGAAAAACUUUUGAGGUUGGAGAGAGGGUGCAGAGAAGUAUGUAGAAUAAAACCUUACCUAUGUUACUGGAAAAAAAAUUUAACAUAGACUGUUCUUUCUAAAUACGUGCUACCAGAGCCUAUACGUAAAGGAUAUUCACAAUACUUCCUCCUCUGAAUUUUUAAUGGGAAAUACCUGAAUUUUGCGAAGUUAUGUGAAUUGGUUUUGCUAGGGUGCAUCAAUUGAAUUGAUCAUAUAAUUCCCAGGGUGCUGACCAAAGCAUUUGUGCUUGAAUUCAUCUUAACAGUUUUUUACUGCAGUAUUUGAUAGCAUUUUGCUCACAGAUAGUUUAAGAUUAUGAAAGAGUUGAAUUUGAAAGAAUGAAGAUUGAUUGUGCCAACAUAUCAGACAUUCGUAUUUCAAGCUAGUAGUAAAAAUAGGCAUUGUCUUAUUGAGAUAAUGUAAUGAAUUUCUUGACUAUAAGAGUAUAUCUAAUGAUUCAAUUAUGAUCUUGCAAUAAUGAAUGUGCUUGUAGUUUAGUGAAUAAAAGUUCUGUAAUAUUUUAAAUUACAAUUGUACUUUAGCUUCUUUUAACUCGGUAUAAACUUCAUGUUUGAGGAACAUAGACAUUGAUAUAUUACUAAAAAUUAUUGCUAUUUGAAUUCAAGCUCAAAUUCAAUUUUGAAACACUUCUAGUCAUACAUGAACAUAAAAAUUUUAGAGCUUACACAUGUUUGUGUCAAAUGCUUCCCAAAGUGGCCUAACUUACCACUAUUUCUACUCUGUUCUUUAUUUUUGAAUUUUCUUUCUUAUCUAAUGUUUGCAGUGGAUUGUGUGGUUUUGUAUGAUUAUGAAUAGUUAUAAAAAUAGUUUGUAUUGUUUACAUAUAUUUAAUUAAUUUAAUGAUGUCUACAAUAUUCGUUAUACUAUAAAUGAUGUUGAGUAAAGAAUGAAUUGACACAUUUGGAGGACAGUUGUCCAUGUUUUGUUAAAUUUUUUCUGAAUAUUUUGCUGCAGCAAAUACAUUGUUUUUAAUUCCA
This is a messenger RNA of Gryllus bimaculatus (two-spotted cricket), 7866 nucleotides long. Lineage: Eukaryota; Metazoa; Arthropoda; Insecta; Orthoptera; Gryllidae. The record is from the annotation of a GenBank genome assembly.